Molecule: messenger RNA, 1382 nt
Organism: Balearica regulorum gibbericeps (East African grey crowned-crane)
Lineage: Eukaryota; Metazoa; Chordata; Aves; Gruiformes; Gruidae
Source: RefSeq, a predicted model, not a curated record
GACCAGGAAGAAAAUAAAGGAGCCACCAGCUGGCCAGAGUUUUAUAUCGAUCAGCUGAAUUCAAUGGCUGCUAGAAAAUCGCUGAUCGCCUUGGAAAAAGAAGAUGAGGAGGAGAGAAAUAAAACAAUCGAAAGUUUGAAGACUGCACUGCGGACAAAACCAAUGAGGUUUGUAACCCGGUUCAUCGACCUGGAUGGCUUGUCGUGUAUUCUGAACUUUCUCAAAAGCAUGGACUAUGAGACGGCAGAGUCUCGAAUACAUACCUCGCUCAUUGGCUGUAUAAAAGCACUAAUGAACAACUCCUUGGGCCGGUCUCACGUCCUGGCCCAUUCGGAGAGUAUUAACGUAAUCGCUCAGAGUCUGAGCACGGAGAAUAUUAAGACGAAGGUGGCAGUGCUGGAAAUCAUGGGCGCUGUGUGCCUGGUUCCUGGGGGCCACAAAAAGGUACUGGAGGCGAUGCUGCACUACCAGAAAUACGCCAGCGAACGGACUCGUUUUCAGACGCUGAUAAAUGACUUGGACAAGAGCACGGGGCGGUAUCGGGACGAAGUGAGCCUCAAGACAGCCAUCAUGUCCUUCAUCAACGCAGUCCUGAGCCAGGGGGCAGGCGUGGAAAGCCUGGAUUUCAGACUCCACCUGAGAUACGAAUUUCUCAUGCUCGGAAUCCAGCCAGUCAUUGAUAAACUACGAGAGCAUGAAAAUUCAACCCUCGACCGGCACUUAGAUUUUUUCGAAAUGCUUAGAAAUGAAGAUGAACUAGAAUUUGCCAAAAGAUUUGAGCUGGUCCACAUCGACACCAAAAGUGCGACUCAGAUGUUUGAGCUGACGAGGAAGAGGCUGACGCACACCGAGGCAUACCCGCACUUUAUGUCUAUCUUGCACCACUGUCUGCAAAUGCCUUAUAAAAGAAGCGGCAACACUGUCCAGUACUGGCUGCUGCUCGACCGGAUCGUGCAGCAGAUCGUCAUCCAGAGUGACAAAGGGCAGGACCCCGACGCCACUCCCCUGGAAAACUUCAAUAUUAAAAACGUUGUCCGAAUGCUAGUCAAUGAAAAUGAAGUGAAACAGUGGAAAGAGCAAGCAGAAAAAAUGCGAAAAGAGCACAGCGAGCUUCAGCAGAAGCUGGAGAAGAAGGAGCGGGAGUGUGACGCCAAGGCCCAAGAGAAGGAAGAAAUGAUGCAGACGCUGAACAAGAUGAAGGAGAAGCUGGAGAAGGAGUCCAGUGAGCACAAGCAGGUCAAGCAGCAGGUGGCAGAUCUCACGGCGCAGCUCCACGAGAUGAGCAGGAGGGCAAUCUGUGCUGCCAGCCCCGGAGGACCUCCCUUGCCCCCAGGAGCUCCUGGUGGCCCUUUACCUUCUCCAGCUCCAGGAUCCCUCCUUCC